CGCGCCUCACAGGCGGCGGCAGCGGCGGAGGCGACGGUGGCGGCUCUGAGAGCCGGCGCGAAUCCGGCCCCCGCAGCGGGACCCGGGCAGGUCUUGACGAGCCCUGCCUGGGCCGAAGCGUGCGGAGGAUGGAAACACUUGCCCGGCAAUGUCUCUGGGCCGCCUCCUUCGCCGGGCCUCCUCCAAAGCCUCGGACCUCCUGACCCUCACCCUGGCUGGCAGCGGCAGUGGGUCCCCUUCCGUCCUGGAUGGCGAGAUCAUCUACUCCAAGAACAAUGUCUGCGUGCACCCCCCAGAGGGGCUGCAGGGGCUGGGGGAGCACCACCCAGGUUACCUGUGCUUGUACAUGGAGAAGGAUGAGAUGCUGGGAGCCACCCUCAUCCUGGCGUGGGUCCCCAACUCUCGCAUCCAGAGGCAGGACGAGGAGGCCCUGCGUUACAUCACGCCAGAGAGCUCCCCGGUUCGCAAGGCACCCCGCCCUCGGGGCCGGCGUGCCCGGAGCUCGGGGGCCUCCCACCAGCCCUCCCCCACGGAGCUGCGGCCCACCCUGACCCCCAAAGAUGAGGACAUCCUGGUGGUGGCCCAGAGCGUUCCGGACAGUGUGCUGGCCAGCCCUGCGCCGGAGGACGAGGAGAAGCUGGCCCAGGGCUCGGGGGUGGACGGUGCCCGGCCGGCCUCGCAGCCUGCCCGCAGCCCCUCCGGGAUCUUGUCGACAGUCGGUUCGCAGGACGGCACCGAGGAGGGGCGGGAGCUGCGGCCCGAGGCCGGGGAGGAGGAUGGCUCCCUGGAGCUGUCCGCGGAGGGCGUGAGCAGGGACAGCUCCUUCGACUCGGACUCAGACGCCUUCUCCUCGCCCUUCUGCCUCUCACCCAUCAGCGCGGCGCUGGCCGAGAACCGCGGCUCCGUGUUUCUGGAAAGCGACAGCAGCCCCCCGUCCAGCUCCGACGCCAGCCUGCGCUUCCCGGACAGCAACGGCCUCCUGCAGACCCCGCGCUGGGACGAGCCACAGCGGGUGUGCGCCCUGGAGCAGAUCUGCGGCGUGUUCCGUGUGGACCUGGGCCACAUGCGCUCCCUCCGCCUUUUCUUCAGCGACGAGGCCUGCACCAGUGGCCAGCUGGUCGUCGCCAGCAGAGAGAGCCAGUACAAGGUCUUCCACUUCCACCACGGAGGCCUGGACAAGCUGUCUGACGUGUUCCAGCAGUGGCAAUACUGCACGGAAAUGCGGCUCCAAGACCAGGUCGCCCCCGAAAAGACCUGCAUGCAGUUCUCCAUCCGCCGCCCCAAGCUGCCGUCCUCCGAGACGCAUCCGGAGGAGAGCAUGUACAAGAGGCUGGACGUCUCCGCCUGGCUCAGCCACCUGAACGAGCUGGGCCAGGUGGAGGAGGAGUACAAGCUUCGGAAGGCCAUUUUCUUUGGCGGCAUUGAUGUGUCAAUCCGGGGGGAGGUCUGGCCGUUCCUGCUGCACUAUUACAGCCACGAGUCCACGUCGGAGGAGCGGGAGGCGCUGCGGCUGCAGAAGCGGAAGGAGUACUCUGACAUCCAGCGGAGGAGGCUCUCAAUGCCCCCCGAGGAGCACAGAGCAUUCUGGCGCAACGUGCAGUUCACCGUGGACAAAGACGUGGUCCGGACCGAUCGGAGCAACCAGUUCUUCCGAGGGGACGACAAUCCCAACGUGGAGAGCAUGAGGAGGAUCCUGCUGAACUAUGCCGUCUACAACCCAGCCGUCGGCUACUCCCAGGGCAUGUCGGACCUGGUGGCGCCCAUCUUGGCCGAGGUCCUGGACGAAUCGGACACCUUCUGGUGCUUUGUGGGUUUGAUGCAGAACACGAUCUUUGUCAGCUCCCCUCGGGACGAGGACAUGGAGAAACAGUUGCUGUACCUGCGGGAGCUGCUGCGGCUGACGCACGUGCGAUUCUACCAGCACCUGGUCUCGCUGGGCGAGGACGGCCUGCAGAUGCUCUUCUGCCACCGAUGGCUCCUGCUGUGCUUCAAGCGUGAGUUCCCCGAGGCCGAAGCGCUGCGGAUCUGGGAGGCCUGCUGGGCGCACUACCAGACAGACUACUUCCACCUUUUCAUCUGCGUGGCCAUCGUGGCCAUCUACGGGGAUGACGUCAUCGAGCAGCAGCUGGCCACAGACCAGAUGCUCCUGCACUUCGGAAACCUGGCCAUGCACAUGAACGGGGAGCUGGUGCUCAGGAAGGCGCGGAGUUUGCUGUACCAGUUCCGCCUCCUGCCCCGGAUCCCCUGCAGCCUGCAUGACCUGUGUAAGCUGUGUGGGACCGGCAUGUGGGACAGCGGCUGCAUGCCUGCCGUGGAGUGCACCGGCCUCCACCCCGGCUCCGAGAGCUGUCCCUAUGGGGGCACGGUGGAGAUGCCUUCUCCCAGGCCCCUGAGGGAAGGCAAGAAGGGCCCAAAGACGCCGCAGGACGGCUUCGGCUUCCGCAGAUAGGUUGGGCCCCCUGCAUUGGACAGGGGUUGAGGGGACCUCCCCGGAGGCCCUGGGCAUGGGAGGGGGUGGGGCUGGGCGUGGAGGGGAUAGGGGACGGUGGGAACCUAAGGAAAAUGCUUUUGGGCAAUGUGAGAGGAACCUUUUCAUAUUAGCAACAAAAUUCGGGUCCAGAAGUGACAGAAGUCAGACCUGCAGCCACCUGGAGGCAAGCCAGCUCCUGAAACGCUGUGGUGGAACAUAUGGCCACUGUGCCUGAGGUGCAGGCUGGCCAGGCUCUCCUGCUGGCUGCCCUGGAGGAUUUCGGCACGUCCAGGAUUUGCUCCAGCCUCUUGGGCAGCCAGACAGCAUUGCCAGGCAAUGGGGAGAGCAGAGAUGAGAGAAGGCGGCCUCGCUCACCCAGCAGCGGUGAGAGCUGCAGAACCGAGCGGGGUCCCGUCCAGGUCCAGGGACAUCUCUGCAAGCCAGACACACUUCCUCGUGAGCCCUCAUGCUCUCUGAGUGAGCCACACUUCCCACAGCUUCCCCAGCCGCAACUGGGAUGCCGAUGGAAAGACAUCUGCCAUUAAAAAAAACCCAGCAGCCCAACUGAUGUGGGGACGGAGAGGUGGAAGAGCCGAAGAGCAGUCAGGUUUGAGGAGCUGGGGCAUGUCGUGUUUAUCCGCUUAAACAUUUCGUCCUCCUGGGCCAUGAAGGGAACCACCCGCCUGCCCGGGAGCCUGAGCCUCAGGCUGCUGGAGAAGCAUCCGAUGUCAUUUUCUUAGCUGGGGGUCUUCUAUGUGACCUUGACACUGUUUAAGGUCACCCCCACCAAAAACAGCAGCCAGCUGGGGCUUGAGUGGGUCGCUGUGUGUGUGUGUCCCUGUGUGCAUGCGUGUUUGUGUUGGAAGAGCCUCUGAAGAUGAUCUGCUUUGUCCCAGGGACGUGGCAGUAUAUUAGCUGACCAGCCGAGACAAGGCCACCUGGAGAUAGACUCUUCACCUCCCUGCAAGGCCUGCAGUCUCUGCUGUGCACUCAGAUAUACACGUCAGCUUCUCAGGUGGUCCGGCGUGAGAGAGACCACAUUGAAGGAGCCAGCACUCAGGACUCUGCCUUCCCGACACACUCUCCCUCCUCCAAAAGACUGUAUGUCAGCUGCUCCUUCUGGAAUUUAGAGAUGGACAGACAAGGGCAUGCGAUCUCUGCCGUGAGAGCCUCCAGCCAGCUUAGACGUGUUGAGCCAUUCGCACAGAAAGCUACUCCUUGAGCAGGGAGACCAAAUCUCUCCUGAAAUCCUCCACUGCGUCUUUCUGGGGGGAAACCCCUUGAUGUGCUGAGAACCAUCAUGGGGACAGGGACAGGGGGCUUCUUCCCACUUGAAGCUUUUCUCCCUGAAGGGUGGGCACUGCUGGACCAUGCCACGUCAAAGCCGUGUUUCUCUGCAGGGAAGAGGAGGACACCACUUACCGGCCUCCUCCUCUUCCUCCUCAGCUUCUCAUUUCUCCAUGAGCCCAGGUCCUCCAGCAGGCAAUCCCAAGUUCCCAGGUCCGUCUGUCCAAGAGCCUUUUGGAGAGACUUUCCUGGAGCCCCAUCAGUGCCCAGAUCCUGGGGUACCGACCAUUACUGUCCAGCAGUGGGGGUCCUGUGACAGGGGUGGGGUGGGCUUCUCAUCCACUUUGCUUCUGGGAAGAGAGGGCUGCCUUUCUGGGCUGGCUCCUGGUCUGUUAGGGAGGUGGCUGGAGCUUCUGCCGACCCCCCAAGAAACCAGUUCUCUCCAUUGCCACAGCCAUGCUGUGUGAUGAAUCCCGAAGCACUCGGUGGCUUGCAACAGUCAGCACUGACCUAGACCAGGAGUCAGCAGUCUGGGCGGGGCAGUUCUGCCGGUCUAGGCUGGGUUUGUUUGGGGCCAGUGGGCUGCCAAGUCCCAGGAGAUGCUCCUGGUGCAGAGGUCAGACCUGGCACUGCUCUGUGGCCUCUUCUGUCCCUCCUGCAGACCAGCCAUGGCGGAGCCAAAGGCAGGAAAGGAGAGACGGCCAGUACCUCCCCAAGCCUCGGCAGACAGCACACCUGCAGCCCUCCCCUGGGCCACAGCAAGCCAUGUGGCUGGGCUCAACGUUAAGGGGUGGGGGGCGGACCUGCCACUUGAGUGUCCCCUCUGCACAGUCGGGUGGCAGUAGACUGAGAAUUUGGAGGGCUGAAGAAUGGGGACUCCAGGGAGUCUGUGUCCUAAUAACUCCUGCUUCGGCACUCCUUCCCCACUCCCCCUCUCCAGGAGAACGGUCCCUGCAUUUCACUAGAUACCUUGUGCCUUUGAGCUGCUGUUUGGGAGGGAGGAAGAGGGUGGCCAGGUCCAGGGCUCCCCUCGCUUAGGAAGGUCCUGCAGAAGCCAUUCCUUCUGAGUCUCCUGGCCCUACAGCUUCUCACCUCUGUUGCUCCCCAAGACCUGACCCAGACCCAUCAGCCGCAUCUCCGCACCAAGUGCCACCCCCGCCGGGCACUGCUCACACCUCACGCUCCCCAUGGGCUGGCCCGGACCCUAGUGAGGCCUGCACCUCUCAGAUCAGCCAGGACCUCGGAAGCCCUGACCUGGGUAUUCAGGGCUCCAUGGAGGAGACGCUGCUGGGGGUGGAGAAGCCCCGCCCUCCGCAACUCCCUUAAUCUGGAUGCAAUUAGAGGAAAGCAGCCAAAGGCCUGCGGCAGCUGUUGCCCCGGGAUUAUUCCCAGCCAGCAAGAGGCAUUAGGGCGAUAAUUCAGUCAUUAGACUUCUAGCCUUCCCACCGCCAGAACGUGCAAAUGGGGGAUAAUCAGCCCUGCACGGCCGUCCUCAGCAAUGCCGCUUAUUUAACCCAUUUUUUAAAAUGACACUUAAUGUUAUUGGCUGGCGGACGUGUGUGCGCAUACUUACAAGUUGACGUGUGGUGC
Sapajus apella (tufted capuchin) is the source of this 5347-nucleotide messenger RNA. It is a transcript of the gene TBC1D16, whose product is annotated as TBC1 domain family member 16. Gene Ontology annotation, molecular function: GTPase activator activity. The coding region runs from base 149 to 2449 and encodes 766 amino acids. Gene Ontology annotation, cellular component: early endosome. The transcript is spliced from 12 exons. The record is from RefSeq and is a predicted model, not a curated record. Gene Ontology annotation, biological process: activation of GTPase activity. NCBI's taxonomy places the organism in Eukaryota, Metazoa, Chordata, Mammalia, Primates, Cebidae.